Molecule: messenger RNA, 1128 nt
Organism: Branchiostoma floridae (Florida lancelet)
Lineage: Eukaryota; Metazoa; Chordata; Leptocardii; Amphioxiformes; Branchiostomatidae
Product: G-protein coupled receptor 54-like
Exons: 5
Coding region: 1-1128 (375 amino acids)
Biological process (GO): G protein-coupled receptor signaling pathway
Cellular component (GO): membrane
Molecular function (GO): G protein-coupled receptor activity
Source: RefSeq, a predicted model, not a curated record
AUGAAUGUAAGUUUAAACGAUACAACGCCAUGGCCCCGCAGCGUGCACCUGCCGAUAGUAGCGUACCUAGCGCCGCCCGUGUACGGCGUCAUCUUCCUGGUGGGCUUCGUCGGCAACUCGCUGGUCAUCUACGUGGUGGCCCGCUUUGCCGAGAUGAGGAACGUCACGAACUACUUCAUCAUGAACCUGGCCGUGACGGACCUCGCCUUCCUCGUCUUCUGCGUCCCGUUUACAGCUGCGAGCUACGUCCUGCCGUCAUGGGUCUUCGGCCUGUCCAUGUGCAAGUUUGUCAACUACAUGAUGCAGGUCACCACUCAGGCCACUUGCCUGACGUUGACCAUCCUGAGCAUUGACCGCUACUGUGCCAUUGUCCAUCCCAUCGGUUCUCUGGGAUUCCGGAAGCGCCGCAUUGCCAUCGUCCUGAACAUCUGUACAUGGAUUGCAUCCUUCCUGUUGGCCCUCCCCAUGGUCAUCUACUACAAGCUGGUCCCUAUUUCCUGGUACGGAAUCCGCACGUACUGCCGGCCCGUGUGGCCCUUCCCUGCCUUCGAGCAGGGCUACAUGAUCUACACCGUGCUGAUCACGUACUUCAUCCCGCUGGUGGUGUGUGCUGUCAUGUGUGGCUUCAUCCUCAAGCGACUGUGGAGCCGGUUUAAGACCAGCGAGACUAGACCCCGUAACCACACCCUUCAGACCAGACGCAUCAGUUUCAUGGUGAUUGGAGUAGUGGUGCUGUUCAGCCUCUGCUGGCUGCCUAACCACGCCCUCAACCUGUGGCGCAUGGUCAACAUCCGGAACAAGGUCACCACCACGGUCUACUACCUGAAGAUCAUCGCCCUGUUCCUGAGCUAUGCUAACUCCGCCGUCAACCCGUUCGUCUACACCUUCGUGGGAGAGAACUUCCGCAACUGCCUGAGACAGAUGUGCCAGCGCAGGAAGGACUUCACCCUGGCACAGAAGACCAAGGUCACGUCCAAACUGUCCAAAAGCUACAACACCACCACGCUCACGGCAGCGUCAAAGAUCUCGGUUCGCGGGUCGUCGUCUUCCCGCUCUGCCGGCGGCAGCAAGGGGAGCGUCAAGCAAACGUCGUCCAACAAGUGGGAUAUAUUAGAGGUCGAAGAGUAA